This is a messenger RNA of Racocetra persica, 123 nucleotides long. The record is from the annotation of a GenBank genome assembly. Lineage: Eukaryota; Fungi; Glomeromycota; Glomeromycetes; Diversisporales; Gigasporaceae.
AUGGACAAAGAGAACAGGAUUACUACUCCUUCAGCAAGUACCUCAGAUGCCAGUAGCACAACUAGUGCUGAAAUACGUCUCCCCCAUGGUCUUUGGCUUAUCGAGUUGCCUUGUAUAUGUUAA